AUGGGUCUCCUUAGCAUCAUUACCAGCUACGCUGGUAGCCAGCUUUUGCCCUUCUAUAUCGCUGUAUUCAUCUGCACUUUAGUCCCAUGGGCAAUCCGCUUUUCUUGGCCAGAAUUGCGCAAGGGCUCAGUGGUGCCACUUGCUAACCCGCCCAAAUCACUGUUCGGUACCGGUAAAACCAGGAGGAGUUUUGUGAAGCUUAGUCGAGAGAUCCUCGCCAAAGCGAGAGACCUCUUCCCUAAUGAGCCCUUCAGAUUGAUCACAGACUGGGGUGAGGUUCUCAUCCUCCCUCCUGAGUUUGCAGAUGAGAUUCGGAAUGACCCGAGGCUUAGCUUUUCCAAGGCGGCGAUGCAGGAUAACCAUGCUGGAAUACCUGGAUUCGAGACUGUUGCCCUUGUAGGUCGUGAGGACCAGCUCAUACAGAAAGUUGCCCGGAAGCAGUUGACCAAGCAUCUCUGUAAGUUCUUCCACCGCGAACGAGUCAAGACAGCCUACUCACAACUGGGAGCCGCUGUCAUAGAGCCACUUUCUAGAGAAUCGACCCUCGCGGUGUCGCUCAACUUUGGAGAAACAACAGAAUGGCGAGCGAUGCGCCUCAAGCCAGCAAUUCUAGACAUCAUCGCCCGGAUCUCAUCCAGAAUCUAUCUCGGCGACCAACUAUGCCGCAACGAAGCGUGGUUGAAGAUCACAAAGACCUACACCACAAACUUCUACACUGCAUCUACCAAUCUACGAAUGUUUCCCCGAUCGAUCCGUCCCCUCGCCCACUGGUUUGUCCCUGAAUGCAGAAAGCUCCGCCAGGAACGCAAGGAUGCCGUCGGUAUCAUUACGCCCCUGAUUGAGCGCCGUCGUGAGCUUCGAAGAGCCGCCAUCGCAGCUGGUCAGCCUUUGCCUGUGUUUCAUGACGCUAUUGACUGGUCAGAACAGGAGGCAGAAGCUGCAGGCUCGGGGUCCGCGUUCGACCCGGUAAUCUUCCAGCUUACGCUCUCUCUGCUUGCAAUCCAUACCACGUAUGACCUCCUUCAGCAAACAAUGAUUGACUUAGGUCGCCACCCUGAAUACAUCGAGCCUCUGAGACAGGAAGUUGUUCAACUUCUUCGUGAAGAAGGCUGGAAGAAGACAACACUUUUCAAGAUGAAGCUCCUUGACAGUGCCAUCAAGGAAUCUCAGCGUAUGAAGCCUGGUAGCAUAGUUACAAUGCGGCGCUACGUGACCGAAGACAUCACCCUCUCCAGCGGCUUGAUCUUAAAAAAGGGUACCCGCCUCAACGUUGACAAUAGACGACUAGAUGAUCCCAAAAUCUAUGAAAACCCCGACGUCUACAAUCCCUAUCGCUUCUACAACAUGCGCUCAGAAGCCGGUAAAGAUCACGGGGCACAACUCGUAUCAACUGGCUCAAACCAUAUGGGCUUUGGCCACGGUCAGCAUUCGUGCCCAGGGCGCUUCUUCGCUGCGAAUGAGAUCAAAGUAGCGCUGUGCCACAUCUUGGUCAAGUAUGAUUGGAAGCUGUGCCCUGACACGGAGACGAAGCCUGAUACCAGGGGUAUGAUUGCCAAGUCUAGUCCAGUCACGGAUAUUUUGAUCAAGCGCCGGCAGUCAGUUGAGUUGGAUCUGGAAGCGGUUUGA
Messenger RNA from Fusarium proliferatum ET1, 1626 nucleotides. Its product is annotated as putative gibberellin cluster-C20-oxidase. The record is from RefSeq and is a predicted model, not a curated record. The transcript has 6 exons. Bases 1 to 1626 code for a protein of 541 amino acids. Gene Ontology annotation, molecular function: oxidoreductase activity, acting on paired donors, with incorporation or reduction of molecular oxygen; heme binding; monooxygenase activity. NCBI's taxonomy places the organism in Eukaryota, Fungi, Ascomycota, Sordariomycetes, Hypocreales, Nectriaceae.